AUGAACGAUAAUAUCAAUUAUUUUUCUGAAGAUUUUACACAUUCUUCUGUUAAUCAUCGUUAUUAUUCGACAAUUUCAAACAAUAUUCAAUUACGUAGAAAUAGUUAUCAAAUGGCUAUGCUUACAUCAAAACAAGAUCGUCUAGAAUUGUUAUAUUCUACUUCUGCAUCUAUAUCUUCUAUUAUUGAUCAUAUUAAUACAACUCGAUCAUUAUGUACAAUAUCUGAUGGUUGUUCAUAUUGUGUAAAUGAUUAUAUACAACGAAGUACUAGUCAACCAAUAGUUCAUUCUUCUGAUAAUGAUGUUUUAUUAGAAAAUGCAACAUUUUUACUUGAUUCUCCUGUUCAUGCUCUUCAUCCUACUCAUCAUAAAUCUCAUGGAAUACUUUCAUUAAAAAAUCCAUUUUCAACUAGUCAUUCAUUAAUUACUAAUGAAUGUUUAAAUGAAAGAAAUGAUUGUUUAAAUUCAUCAACAAUAUCAAUUAUAUCUGUUUAUCGAAUUGUAUUUCUUCGUUCAUUUGCAUUAGUUUUAAUUUUAGCAUGUUUAUUUACAAUAGAAGUACUUCAAACAUCAAUCUAUUCCAGUGAAUAUAGUUUUCAAAUAUUAUUAACAUUACAUUUAAGUUCAUCGAUUAUUGCAUUUAUUUUUUCUGCAUAUACAUCACAUAUUCAAUUAACGCGUUAUCGUUGGAAAAUUUCUGAUAUAUUUGCAUAUGAUCGUUGUUCACAAAUUUUAAUUAUUUUUACAACUAUAUGUACUUCAUUAUGGAUCAUAAUGCAAUAUUUUUAUUCAUUUUAUUUUCUUUUACUUAUAAGUACAAGCAUAACUGGUAUUAGUCUUAGUUGUUUGAUAAUAAAAACCUUUGAUCAUUUAUUACAAUUAUCAGCAACAUUACCAAUUGAAAAUAAUAAAUUAUUAACUAAACGUAUUAAUAUAUUUAUAUGUAUUUAUAAUUCUAUGUGUCAUUUAGCAUUAACUAUUGGUGGAAUUUGUCUUUUAAUGGUUAUUUUAUUUGAACAACAGAAAUAUAAAUAUAUAUUAAUUGGUUCUCAAUCAUGUCUUUUAAUUUCAUGUACACAAUUAACAAAUCAACAAGAUGACAAUGAACUAUUUUUUAAACCAUUAACACAAUCAAAGUCAAUAAAUUUAACAAUGUAUUUAACAAAAAAUCAACAAGUAUGGGCAGAUGAACCAACACGUUAUAUAUUUUUUGUUUGUUUAAUUAUUUUAAUAAUAAUUAGUUUAUUUAUACAAGUUACGACCGAAUGGACAACAUCAAUAAUGAGUAUGAGUAGACGAUUAUCAAUAUUAUAUUAUUCAAAUAAAGAUUUAUUAAAUGAUACAUCAAAAAUUGUUCAUUAUAAACAUUAUUUAUUUGCUUUAUUUAUUGGUUUUCAAGAAGGUUAUAUUUUUGGAAAUAUUAUCAAAUUUGAUGUAACAUGUCUUUAUGGUCUUCGACAUACAGCCGAAAUGUUGAUUAUCUAUGGAUUAGGUGCAACAACAUCAAGUAUAUUAUUGGCUUUGAUUAUUAAACGUAUGACAAUGAUGACUUGUGUAUCAUUUACAACACUUCUUCAUUUAAUAACAAUUAUUUUAUUAUUUCUUAUUCGAAUACAAAAUGAUCUAUAUAAUGUUCAACCAUUAAUUUUGAAAUAUAUUCUAUUUUUUUCUUAUGGAAUUAUUCUUGGUUUAUGGUCAACAAUUUCUAUUUAUUCUAUAUGUAAUUCAAUGAAAUUUUCUUCAUCAUCAACAUUUGCUCAAUCAUUAGCUCUUCGUUAUGUAGGUCGUAUUAUUGCUUAUACAUGUAUUUUAUUUCUAUGUCAAUCAUCUUUUGUUUAUAUUGAUACAUUCUCUUUAUUAUUUUUAUUUUCUUUUAUAUUCAUAUGCUAUUGUUGUUGUAAUCAAUAA
Molecule: messenger RNA, 1908 nt
Organism: Rotaria sordida
Lineage: Eukaryota; Metazoa; Rotifera; Eurotatoria; Philodinida; Philodinidae
Source: the annotation of a GenBank genome assembly